CUCCGCCCUUCGCGUACAACUUCUUCAACACCAAUUUCAGGCCGAUGACAUGACAGCCAGUAUGACCAUCGACGACGAAGAAGAACCCCCUCUACUGGUAGACGUGGAGGGCGAAGGCGAUCCGGAUAGCGAAGAGCCACCAGUCGUCAAAGUGCCCAUCACUAUUGUGACUGGUAAGUGCGUUCGGCUUAGACACAACUAUACUUUCCCUAAUGUUAUUUAGGAUAUCUUGGUGCUGGAAAGACGACAUUAUUGUAAGCUUUAACUGCGUCUCUUACUAACGUCUUGGUUCUUAUACUUAUUUCUACAGGAAUUAUAUACUGAAAGCACAGCAUGGCAAAAAGAUUGCCGUCAUACUUAAUGGUAGGCAUUUUAGGAAGUACUAGUUUCGCUUACUCGCUAAUAUAUCCUAAUUUAGAAUUUGGGAAUUGUAAGAAAGAGUGCUCUACUUAAAAAGAACAAGCAUGGUGACAAAUAUAGCUGCCGAUAUCGAAAAAACUCUCACCGUCAACACUGGUGGAGAACAAGUUCAAGAAUGGCUUGAGGUGGGCAAUGGAUGCAUUUGCUGCUCCGUCAAGUAUGACCACGACAUACUAUUCAAUCAUCCAGACUAACAGUAUCAAAGAGAUCAAGGAGUCAAUGCAAUCGAGUCUUUGAUGGACAAAAAGGGGGCCUUCGAUUACAUUCUUCUAGAAACAACCGGCCUAGCGGAUCCCGGCAAUAUCGCCCCGCUAUUCUGGGUUGACGAUGGACUUGGUAGUACCAUUUACCUCGAUGGGAUUGUCACUUUGAUCGAUGCUAAGAAUAUCAUCAAGAGUCUUGAUGAGCCAGCUCAGGAUACCAUCCCCACAGAAGGACAUGAUGAGCACGAAGGGCACGAAGGACCGCUGAUGACCACGGCACAUUUACAGAUAUCUCAUGCUGACGUUAUCGUUCUCAAUAAAUCGGAUCUUGUCACCCAAGAAGAGCUCCAAGCGGUACGCGAGCGCGUUCAAGCUAUCAACGGACUCGCAAAGAUUCAUGUAACCCAACAAGGUCAAGUGCCGAAUUUGGAAGGAUUCUUGUUGGAUCUGCAUGCCUAUGAGAACGUUGAGUCAUUGGAUGUAGCGCACAAAGGUCAUAGUCAUUUGGAUCCGGUACGCUAUAUCCCCAAAAGAUGUUUGGAAUAUAGCUGAUACGUCUCAGUCAAUCACUACCAUCACCAUCCAAGUGCCUGUAUUGGAGGCAGAGCAAUUGCCAGCACUUGACGAGUGGUUAAGAAGUAUUCUGUGGGACUCUACCUUGCCAUCCUCUGACAGCACUGUCGCAAACAUUCAAGCAGAAAGUCACGAAAUCCACAGGCUGAAAGCCAGGAUUCCGCUAUCCAAUGGCGAUGUCAAGAUCGUCCAAGGAGUUAGAGACAUCUUCGAGAUUAGAGAUGCGCCGUCAGGAUCUUCGACAAGCUCGGAAGGGAAGAUUGUAAUCAUUGGGAAGCGACUGCUUGGCAAGUCUUUCAAGGAGAGUCUUUUGUCUAUGAUUAGGAGAUAA
This is a messenger RNA of Hymenoscyphus albidus, 1527 nucleotides long. The record is from the annotation of a GenBank genome assembly. Lineage: Eukaryota; Fungi; Ascomycota; Leotiomycetes; Helotiales; Helotiaceae.